AUGUCGGAGGAAGUGCUGAAGAAAAGGAUGGGUGGAAUUAUUGAGUCUGUAGCGUUGUUGGAGUCCUACAAGAAGGAUUUCGAUAAGGAGAAACCGCCACCAGGGCAUGUCCAGGCGUGGUCAGAAAAGCUGGAAUCACUAUAUGAGCUGUUUCAUCGCUCCGCAGCUGAGUAUGAGGCUUUACCUAGAGAAGAGGAGAAUCCGCUUCCGGAGCUGAACCUUCCCAAGUUCUCCGGGAAGCUUGAAGACUGGUGCGCUUUCCGAGAUUUGUUUGAUUCAGCUGUAGGCUCCCGCACGGACAUUGGCUCGGUCGAAAAACUCCAGUAUCUGAAGGGAUCCGUUCAGGGUGAAGCUGCACGUCUGCUGGAGCCGAUCAAAACAUCCGAGCAGGGGUAUAGGGAUGCCUGGAGAACCCUACGGCUGAGGUACGAGAAUAAGCGGCAGCUGAUCAAAUGUCACAUCCGGAUGCUUUUUGAAGUUCCGUUCAUGAAAAAGGAGUCUGCCGACAAGCUGCUUGGUUUGGUCGACCGGUUCGAGCAACAAAUCUCUGUGCUCAAGUCUCUUGGUGAGCCAGCAGAUAAAUGGAGCUCGAUUAUCUAUAUUUGCUAUCCACCUGCCUGGACGCUUCGCACCUGGGAGUGCCAUUGUGCCAAGAUGGAUUCCGAGAACGUCGCUGCUGUACUUGGAAUGAUCGCCACUAAGCAAGGAAAUGAGGAAGUCGAGGGAAUGCCAUCGUAUGUGUUGAUGGUGAACUUUCUGCAAAAUCACGCUCGAGUUCUACGAGCUGCAUCUCUAGAACCAACAUCAUUCCGGGACCGGAGGCCAAAAGUUCAGAAAUCGGCAUCGUAUCCAGUUACGAUUUCAUCGGUGACGGUAUCUUCGCAACCACUGCCUUUGUCGUCGGCGUCUGCUUUCAGGAAGUGUUGCAUGCAGUGUGUUGCACCCCACUUCCUCUAUCACUGUCCCAUGUUCCAGAAGCCCGACUUUAAGGGGAGCAUCAACGUUGUGAGGCAGCACAAUCUGUGCUUGAAUUGUUUGCGCUCUACGUCUCACUUCGCAAGGGACUGUCCAGCGCAAGGUUGUCAUCGUUGCCAGCAGCGACAUCACACGAUUCUUCACGUCGCUAACUCCGCUCAGAGAAACACCCCGAUGGAAGCUAGAGGGGAAUCUAGUGUAUCUGUUUCUGCUCCUCCUGCUCCGACUUCCUCCGGAGAAUGUUCCCAAUCCGGAAACCCACAUGUGGCCUGUGUAGCUUCCACCGACACCGCGACCUCCAGUGUCGUCUUUCUUCCGACUGCGCUAGUCAACAUUCGUGACAGCAAGGGCGCUGUUUACACUGCUCGUUGUCUGCUGGAUAGUGCAUCCCAGCAUGACUUCAUCGCACAGAGGCUGUGCGACCGCUUGAAGCUUCCUCGUCUACGACUGCCGGUUCCCAUUCGAGUGUGUGGUAUCGGAGGUGCCACGACAUCGGUCACACAUCAAGUCGUUGCUGCUCUUUCUUCUCGAGUUUCUCCGUUUGCAGUGAAGGCAAAUGCCCUCGUUCUACCAACCAUCACGGUGCGGUUACCACAAACCGCCACCGAUCUUCGAAAUUGGUCUGUCCCGGAUCAUGUGGAUUUGGCAGAUCCAACGUUUGCGAUACCUGGCGACAUCGAUGUCAUUCUGGGUAGCACACACUUCUUCCGCUUACUACGCUACGGUUCCAUCACGAUCGGUGACAAGCUGCCGACGCUGCAGCGGACAGAAUUUGGCUGGGUCGUUUCGGGCGGCUGCACACUGUUCAACCAUGAUCAUUCGGAUCCACGAACCUGCCAUUUCAGCACCGAGUCCACGCUCGAAGAACUCGUACAUCGUUUCUGGUCCCUGGAAGAACUGCACGACACCAAAGGGUGGUCGCCUUCCGAGCGGUUCUGCGAAAAGCACUUUGUCGAGAACACCACACGCAAUCCGGACGGGCGAUACGUAGUAAAGCUUCCAAAACGGGAAGAACUUCUUUGGCAACUGGAUAGCAACCACUACAACGCCACCCGUCGCUUCUACGCUCUGGAAAGAUCCCUGUCGAGGGACCCGGAGAAGAAGGCGAUGUAUUUUCGAUUCAUCCAGCAGUAUGUGUCGUUGGGACAUAUGCGAGCGGUUACCGCCGAAGAACUUGACGUGAAGCCCCAGUACGUUUUGCCUCAUCACGCGGUGAUGAAACCGGAGAGCACGACUACAAAACUGCGCACGGUAUUCGAUGCUUCCUGCCGGUCAAGAACCGGACUUUCACUCAACGACGUACUGAUCGCUGGGCCUACUAUCCAAGACGAACUCGUGUGUUUGGUUUUACGUUUUCGCAUGUACCGUUUUGUCGUGUCUGCCGACAUAGAGAAGAUGUUUCGACAGAUUCUGGUGCAUCCAAGCGAUCAACCACUACUACGCAUCCUCUGGCGUGGCGACAAGGAUUCGCCACUUACGACAUUCCAACUUCUCACCGUUACGUACGGUACCAAUAGCGCUCCGUUUCUGGCGGCUCGCACAUUGCAGAAGCUCGCCGAUGAUGAAGAAUCUCGCUUCCCACUGGCCGCACCAGUCGUUCGCAACGAUUUCUACGUCGACAAUCUGCUCACUGGGGCAGACAAUAUUUCGGAUCUGAUCGUCGUGUGUGAGCAGCUGAUUCGUAUCAUGAAUGCAGCUGGUAUGUCGCUUCGUCAAUGGUCGUCGAAUAGCCAAGAGAUCCUGGACACCAUUCCCGUUGACCUCCGUGAAACAGAAACUAUUCUCGAACUGGAUCGGGAAAGUUUCGUGACAGCUUUGGGGCUUCGUUGGGAGCCUUCUACGGACCUUCUCUCCUUCAAGCAACGGAAGUGGGUCGGCGGCAAACGGUUGACAAAACGCAUUAUACUUUCGUUUAUCAGUAGCCUGCUUGAUCCGCCGGGUUUGAUCGGUCCGUUCAUCGUCAAGUUGAAAAUAUUGCUGCAGAUGUUGUGGAAGCUGGAACUGGACUGGGACAUCGAAGUGCCAGCUGGGUUCGCACGGACUUGGUCAGAACUUCAACAGAGCAUACACCUCCUCAGCCAACUGAAAAUUCCUCGACAAAUCGUCGAAACGAAUGCCCGUCUGGAGAUUCACGGUUUUUGUGACGCUUCGCUAGAUGCCUACGGAGCUUGCCUUUAUCUCCGAUCAGUUUUGACAGACGGUAUCGUCACAGUACACCUCGUCACCGCAAAAUCGAAGGUCGCUCCGCUUGGGAGCCAAUCUAUACCGAGACUUGAGCUGUGUGCUGCGCUCCUACUGGCCCAUCUCCUCACGAAGUUCUCUAGAAGCGUCGAUAUCAACAGCAAGGUUUAUCUCUGGUCUGAUUCGACGAUCGUCCUGAACUGGCUUGCAGCAACGCCGUCGACCUGGGAAGUUUACGUCGCAAACCGCGUAGCUGAAAUACAGGAGCUGACCGCACAUGCCUGCUGGCACCAUGUUGCCUCCGGAGACAAUCCCGCUGAUCUAAUCUCCCGUGGCACUACGCUCGACGUUCUCCUCGACAAUUCGCUAUGGUGGCAUGGCGCACCUUGGUUAACGAAAGCUGAAGAAGAAUGGCCACAAUCGUCGUUCGCACCAGUGGCCGCUUUCGAGAUGGGAAGACGCAAGGUUGUCGCACUUCCAGUCGUCGUAGAAGACGCCGACAUCAUCGAUCGCUACUCCAGCCUCAGUCGCCUUCUUCGUAUCUCUUCGUGGUGUCAUCGUUUCGUUGGAAACAUUCGGCGAAAGGCACAAGGACAGCAAGCGCAAAGUGGACCUCUAAUGCCGGAAGAAAUCGACAGCGUAUAA
This is a messenger RNA of Armigeres subalbatus, 3801 nucleotides long. RefSeq lists its product as uncharacterized. Bases 1 to 3801 code for a protein of 1266 amino acids. The record is from RefSeq and is a predicted model, not a curated record. NCBI's taxonomy places the organism in Eukaryota, Metazoa, Arthropoda, Insecta, Diptera, Culicidae. The transcript is spliced from 3 exons.